This is a messenger RNA of Ipomoea nil (Japanese morning glory), 874 nucleotides long. RefSeq names its product glycine-rich protein A3-like. The record is from RefSeq and is a predicted model, not a curated record. The transcript is spliced from 3 exons. The coding region runs from base 134 to 670 and encodes 178 amino acids. Lineage: Eukaryota; Viridiplantae; Streptophyta; Magnoliopsida; Solanales; Convolvulaceae.
UCGUAAACUUAUAUACGAAGCUACAAUAUAAUAUACCGUCUAUACAUAUCCACUCUUGACAUCUUUCAUUUCAUUCCAAAUCGCGACUUCACAAAGAGAAUCUCUGUACAAGUUGUUUUGUUAACUAAGAGAAAUGGGGGGCGGAAAGGAUAAGCAUGACGAGUCUGAUAAGGGGCUGUUUUCUCAUCUCGCUCAUCAUGGUGGUCAUUAUCCUCCAGCACCUGGUGCAUACCCUCCUCAACAAGGGUAUCCACCUGCAGGAUAUCCUCCUCAGGCAUAUCCACCUUCUGGAUAUCCACCUUCUGGAUAUCCACAAGGAGGGUAUCCCCCUCAAGCCUAUCCCCCUCAAGCCUAUCCCCCUUCAGGUUACCCUGUCCCUGGCCCAUCUGCACCACACAAGUCAGGGCAUCAUGGACCUGGUAUGGGGACAGUGCUAGCUGGAGGUGCCGUGGCUGCAGCAGCUGCUUAUGGUGCUCAUCACUUGAGCCACGGUAGUGGUUCUCAUGUACCACAUGGCGUUGGACAUGGUGUUGGUCACUACGGCCAUGGAAAGAUGAAGCACGGGAAGUUCAAGCAAGGAAAAUAUGGCAAGCAUGGCAAGCACGGAAAGUUCAAACGCGGCAAGCAUGGAGGGAUGUUCGGCGGUGGGAAGUUCAAGAAGUGGAAGUGAUCCAUUCUUGACCUCUAUGCAAAACAUAUGCCAAGACCUUUAAGACUGCUAAUGCUUUUAAUUUAGUUCCUAUGAAUAAAUUAUACUAUGGUACAUAUUUAAUGCUCUAUAGGUAACAGAAAACUCAGCUUUUGUGGCUGUGAUGGAAUCCAUAGCUUUCAUGGUUAAUGUGACAUCAUUGUUAGUGUUUUACACUUUCUUCUC